Molecule: messenger RNA, 621 nt
Organism: Ipomoea triloba (trilobed morning glory)
Lineage: Eukaryota; Viridiplantae; Streptophyta; Magnoliopsida; Solanales; Convolvulaceae
Product: sporamin A-like
Exons: 1
Coding region: 1-621 (206 amino acids)
Molecular function (GO): endopeptidase inhibitor activity
Source: RefSeq, a predicted model, not a curated record
AUGAAGAUCCAUCUAACACUUUUCUUCUCGCUUUCCUUGUCCAUCCUCGCCGCCGCAGUGGCGGCGGCGUUCGACCCCAUCCGCCUUCCCACCGCCGGCUAUCCGGUGGUGGACAUCAACGGGAACGACCUCUUCGCCGGUUCAGAGUACUACAUGAGCGCAGACGUAUCGGGAAAAGCGCGUGGACAAGGAGUGAGCCUUGAGAAGCUGAACUUAACAGCUCCAUGCCCAAACGACGUCGUUCAACUCAGGAGCCUCGACCUCGGCGACCCCCUCGUGUUCACGCCGGCGGAAAAAAACUACCUCGUCAUUCCGUCCACUUUCCAGACCAUCAGCUUCACCGGCGCCGAAGAGUGCGCCGACAAGGUGACGUGGAAGGUGGAGCACGAUGACCAAAUUGGGCAGCAACUGGUGAAGGCCGGCGAGGCUGUGGAAAACGUUAGCAAUUUGUUCAAGAUUGAGCUGGUGGAGUGGAGCCUUAAAGCUUAUAAAUUAACGUACUGUCCCAGGUACGAGGAUAACUGCUAUAAUGUCGGGAGGUAUUACGACAGGGCAACCAGGACUAUGCGUUUGGCUUUGACAAAUACCACCGAUACUUUAAUUGUGUUUAAGAAAAAAUAA